Molecule: messenger RNA, 4104 nt
Organism: Cyanidioschyzon merolae strain 10D
Lineage: Eukaryota; Rhodophyta; Bangiophyceae; Cyanidiales; Cyanidiaceae
Exons: 1
Coding region: 1-4104 (1367 amino acids)
Source: RefSeq, a predicted model, not a curated record
AUGACCGAGCUUGAACAAGCCACUGAGUUUUCGGAUGGGGUUCCGAUGAGUCCGCCAAGCAGUGGAUGCCCGGGUGUCGAGCUGGAGUCCCUGGUGCACGCACCGCCGGACGAGGCCUGCACCCAGACAAGUGGCCUAACCCGAAAAGCAGCCACCCGAGUGAGCGUAUCCGCUAGGAGAACGCUACCUUCGGUUGCUCGUGCACCAUGGAGCAAUAUCAACUGUCAGCAGCAUGACGCUAGGGGCACUUUGGAGCCAACAACUGAAACAAUUGCAGAACGUAUCAGCAUCGAAAAGAAGCGCGGUGCUCGCCAAGUUCAAGUGCCGGCUGAAUGUGUAACGGUGGAUGCUUGCGCAGACACAGAUGCGAACCGAAUCGUAUCGGAUGCCGUGCGAGGCAAUCCACAGCGACCUCCAUCAACAUUUGCACGGGAGAGUGCGCUUGAAAGGGUGCUGGAAUCUGUAGAGGCUGCACAAGCUCCAACUGGAGACGAAGCAGGGGAGGUUGUUGUUCGAGACGGUUCUCCGGACGUUGAGAAGGACCAGCAAGAAACGGCAGCAGUUCGAUCCGACGAGGGCGUCCAGUAUGCGGAUACGCCCCUCGCGGUAAAUACCCCAGAGCUCACCGAAUUGUCGAACGCUUCUGUGGGCAACGUAGAGAACAAUCGAUUACGAAGCGCAAGCGAAAUACAAGGCAGCUCGAAAACUGCAGCUCAUGAACGCAAAGCACCGAUGCUGGAGUCUGACGUCACCGAUCCAGCAGGAAACACGGCAAACGAGUAUUCGCAGCUAUCGCCGAGCCAUGCAGUGCCUCCAGCGUGUGCACUAGGGCGCACUGCAGGCACUGGUGCCGCUGGAAUCCCUGAAAUGUCGAGCGCUUCGGCACUGACGCCUGCACAAACGGGAGAAUCUGCGGCUACCGGGGCAAGCGCAGCCUGCGAGCUACCGUCCACACCUCCAGCCGCGGAUUCGGAACCAUCCUCCAAUACAUGUGGUGCUCCGGGGAGCACCGAAUCCGCACAUACGGAAACGAACAGCACUACUGUAACGAACAUGAACGCUGCCCCAGAGCAGUCUGCAUGGCGCCCCGCGCUCGACACGACGCCGUCAUCGCUCGUCCAGCAGAAUGUGCGCUUUGUAGAGAAACCCGGUUCGAAUGGUGAUCUCGCGGAUCCCGUCAUUCUCGUAGUGUCCAUUCCCCAGAAUCAAGAAACCAUCAAGUAUCGGGCGAAGGAUCGGGUCGCUAUUUGGAACCGCGAAGAGUUGCGCAAAAUCAGCGGCAACGCUGCACCCUUGGCGAAAAACCUGCGCAAAUACUUAGCAAAGUACACCAAUUGUGAAGUAUAUUGUGGCCAAGAUCUCGAUGAACAGGGCCGUCUACGCUCUUUUGAUGCGCGCAGUGGGAGCGGAGGCCUCGGCGAGCACGUACCCAUAUGGAAUCGAGUGAAGAAGCUGAAAAUUUCGGGAAAUGCGUCGCCGUUGGCCAAAAAUCUGAAAGCCUAUCUCCUGAGGCAUCCGGAUUGCGAAGUCUACACUGGCCAGGAUCUGAACCUGGGGCAUGGAACCGGGUCCACUGCAGUCCCGAAUCGUGCUGCGCUUGCUGGAAUGGCUACGAUUCAGCAGCUGGGUGACAAACUCGGCCCCGCAGCUGGUGCAUCCGGUCCCAAUGCAGCGAGUGCUCCCGAGCGCGGGGCUCCAUCCUCCGGGACAGUGAUCCAGAAUGAGAACACGGACGCACGGGCCCUGCUCCUUGACGAUGAAGCAUCUCGACUCUUGCUGCCAGACCUGGCAGCAAUUCCCCAGGUUGCAGACGGUCUGGUUGCAGGCAUCACUGGCGAUACAGCGAUGUUCUCGAACGGCGUCGAGUACCGGUGCAUCGCCGCGCAUGGCGUGUCGUGCAGCUGUGGCCAGUGUCUGGAAGCAGAGGUCGAGCUGUACAAGCACCUCGACAUCACUUGUUCGUGCAGUGACUGUGCCUCUGUGACGGAUGUUGAGCAUGCGCUGUCGCGCAGCGAUGCGGCAGCGGACGUAUCCUCCGCGGAGAGUGAUGUAUCCAGCUCCAGUGAGGCAGAAGGCGUGCUCUUUGGCAGCAUCGAAGAGUAUCGACCGGUAUCAGCGGAAACGAUUGGACCGACUGCGACGCUGCCAGCGUACGCCGGUGAUCAGCGCAUUACGAUUACCUCGAUCAAAACGACACACGGCCUCGUGUUGCUUAUACCACACCAGGCACUGCGUCAGGAAACGGAAGCAACGCCAGAGGCAUUCGUGGAGGCAGUUUCAACAGCGGAUUUACGCGUGGACGUCACGCCACAGGCGCCUUCGUUAGGUGCAAGUGCGUCCUCGGCCGCUCAUCGACGAUACCUGGUUGUUCCGGGGAGACAUAUUGGAGCGGCGCUAGCUGCAGCUGCCCCAACACCUGGUGAGCAUCCCGGAACGGAUCCCGUACUGAGCACUGCGCAGGUCGCUGAUCAGCGUGCCGCAUCUUCCGAGGCUGUUACCGACCCUGCUGCCAACAUGGUCAGCGUCGACACCAUUAUCGAAGCAGUAGGCCGACAUCUCGCAGCGACGGUGAGGGAUCCCGCGGCAACACCGCUGCAAUCCGCUGAGGAGAGAUCAGCGCCCGGAAGAGAUUCGACAAAGAUAUCCGAUGAUGACACUCGCGACGUAUCGGUAACCGGUGUUUCUGAUGAGCACGUGCCGCACGUUGCACCGUCAACGGUACAAGAUGCGUUGAGUGCGCCCAUUGGCACGAUGCCUGCAUCUGGUACCGUUUCCGCACGAACGGAACCGACUGGAGCGCUUGAACGAACGCCAAUACCAGUGCAAGCUGGCGGUGAUACAGCACAACCACCGGAUGCUGGUAGCGUGCGUGAACACCUCGAUCAUGCAGCAGUGGCAGUGGCAACGGCAGUAGCGACGUGUGAGCAUGCCCUGCCCUCGCCACCGCCAAGAGCAGCAGCAACAUGGCGUGCAGCGCAGGUACGACACGGUGCUGGAGCUGCAACCCCGAAAAGCUUGACUGAUGACGAUGACGAUGAUCGUAAUUGUGGUGCUGACCAUAUCGAGAAUGCGUCACCAGUGUAUCGCGAGGCUCGACGCAGGCAUCCUAAGCGACAUCGUCGCGAGAGCGUACGCUCCGAGCCUCCGAUGCUUUCCGCCACAGCGCUCACCGAAGCAACGGAACGAGUGCGUAGCGGGCGACGCACAUCCUGUCGCAGGCAGCAGCGUCGAAAGCGUUCGCGUAACCUGGGCCAGUUGGCAUUUGCUUAUCGUCAUCUCCAGCGUAUGCGACAGAUCGAUGCCUAUGAACGAGAACUACUACGACUAUCGUCUUCGGACGAGUCGAGUGGUCUGUGGUCACCGUUCAGGCCGGAGUCGGAUGAUCUCGGUGACGGCGAUAUCGUGAUCGAUCCCAAGUGGUGGCAGUGGACCGGUGAUCCACUGGAACACGACCUCGGGCCUUUUGGAAACGGUAUCUUGGGCGAUAUCCCCUGGAUGAUUACAUUCGGCGACACCGAUGAUGGUCGUGAUCGUCACCAUCGUGAAGACGAAGACGAAGAAGACGUCGAUACGGGUGAAGACGGCAUCUUGUGUGCCGAUCCUUGUUUCAACGCACAGGGCAGGCGCCGUCGAUCGCCCCGCCGCCUUGGCGACAAGAGUGGUGGACGUUCGAUGCACACGUCAACGACAGAGGCAGAGGCAGCGAUUCAGAUAGAGAUAGAGGCAAAGGAGGAUGAAGAAGAUGCACAAGGAAAGGCAGCAGCGGUGUUGUCGAGGCGGCACGUCGAUCGCCGGGAUAUUCAUCGUAUUGGUUGCCGUGGCGGCCGCUACCGUCGUGGCCACUUUGCCGCUGAACACGAGUUGCUGCGUCCAGGACGCGAGGGUAGGCGUUCCAGUGACCUCAUGCAUCCGCAAAGAACACGAGGAGCAGCGGCAGCGGCGUAUACAUCGGGACAGGCGGCGUUAUCGUCUCCGACACGAGCGCAUCGCAAGGCGGUGUCAGCUGGUGUUCACACCGAUGACUCGAUGUUCGACGAGAUGAGCAGCAGCAGCAGCAGCAGCAGCAGUAUCCUGGUUCGAACCAGUGCCACCGUGAGUCUCUGA